AAAGAGGACUUCUAGAUUUCUGCUGCUCUAGGCCUAGGCUUGUGUGAUGCCAAGGACACUGGGUUGCAAGACAGCUCUGGUCCCCACACUCAGGGCUUACAGUCCAAGGGAGACAGGCAUGCGCUGGAUGUUGAGGGGACAUGGAUAUGAGGCAUCAAAGCUGAUGAGGGGAGAUGGGAGAAGGGACUGGUUUAGGAGAUAUACUGGCGCCAAUGGAGGACCUAUUGUGUGUAAGAGGCCCCCGUGACAUCUAAGGGGAGGAUUCCAGAAGACGUUGGGACUCCUAGAUUUGGCACUUCGUGGAGAGAUGAGAUCUGGGGCAGAGAUAUAGUGUCAUAAAUGUAGAGACCGGAAACAGGUUAGGAGGAUAGGUGAGACCAUCCCAGGAGGAAGGAGGAAGACAGAUGAUACCCUCGUGUUCUUGGCCUAGAGAAUUAGACAAGAGAAACUGCUUAGGAAAACCCCCCCUGCCACCUCCCUGUGCAGGCCCGUCGGAAGCUGGAGCUGGAAGCCACUGUUGCUCGCCUGCGGUCAGAGAUCCAGGAGUUAGACCAGAGCCUGGAGCUGAUGGAGCAAGAGACUGAGGCUCAGGACAUGGCCAUGGCACAGGCCCUGCAGAGCAUUCAAGACACCCAGCGUCGUGCUCUCCUCCUCCGGGCCCAAGCUGGGGCCAUGCGAAGACAGCAGCGUGGGCUUCAAGAUCCCAUGCAGCGGCUACAGAAUCAAUUAAAGCAUCUGCAGGACGUAGAGAGGAAGGCCAAAGUUGAUAUAACCUUUGGACCCUUGUCGUCAGCAGCCCUGGGACUGGAGCCUGUGGCCCUGGCUGAUGUCCGAAAAGCCUGUACCCUCCGGACCCAGUUUUUGCAGAACCUCCUAGUUCCUCAGGCCAAGGGAGGCAUCGUCUUAACCCCUCGAGAUGACCACUUUGGAGCUUCCUACCAGCAGUGGCUUAGCUCAGUGGAGACACUACUGACAAACCAUCCUCCGGGCCACAUCCUGGCCUCCUUGGAGCACCUGGCUGAAGAGCGGGAGGCAGAGAUUCGGUCCCUGUGCAGUCCAGAUGGGCUCCAAGAUACGGAGAUAACCAGGUCCCAGGCACCAGACCAGCCAGACUCCAGCCAGGCCCUGCCGUCCAUGGUGCAUCUCAUCCAGGAGGGCUGGCGGGACGUGGGUGUGCUGGUGGCCCAGCGGGGCCCCCUGCUGAAGGAGCAUCAAAUCCUGACCCAGCGCCUCCAAGGCCUGAUGGAGGAGGUGGAGAGAUGUCCCCUGGAAUCCAGAGAGAGGCAGGCAUUGGUGCUGGGACUCCGAGGCUGUGGCCUGUGGGCAGAGCUCAAGGCCCUGCGCGCCCAGAGCCAGGAGCUGGAGGAGGUGACUGGGCGCCGGCAGCUUCUGCUACAGGAGCUACAGGCCAAACAACAACGGAUCCUGCACUGGCGCCGGCUGGUGGAGGAGACACAGGAACAGAUCCGCCUGCUCAUCAAAGGCAACUCAGCCAGCAAGACGCGCCUGUGCCGGAGCCCUGCGGAGGUACUGGCUCUGGUUCAGCAAAAAGUGGUCCCCACAUCUGAGGCAGUGGCACCACAGUCCCAGGAGCUGCUUAGUUGUCUGGAGGAGGAAGCCCGGCAUCUUCCCCACCUUCCGCUGGACACCUUGCUUCGGCACAGCCCUGGAGGGCUACAGCCCCUGCCCACUGUCCUGCCAUCCAUCCAUCAGCUGCAUCCUGCGUCCCCGAGGGGCUCCAGCCUCAUAAUGCUGAGCCACAGACUGGGGCUGCCUGCAGGGAAGGCUCCAGAGCUGCUCCUUCCAAAGGCCGCCUCUCUUCGUCAGGACCUUCUGUUUCUCCAGGACCAGCAGAGUCUCCGGUGCUGGGAUCUGCUCCGCAUGAAGACCAGCCUGCCCCCAGGACCACCCACCCAGGAGCUGCUGCAGACCCGGGCAGCUCGGGAAAAGGAGCAGAAAGAGAAUCUGGGACAGGCCCUGAAGCAGCUGGAGAACCUGCUGACACAGGCGCUGGAGCGGAUCCCCAGGCUACAGGGGGUCGUUGGGGACUGGUGGGAGCAGCCAGGCCAAGCCGCCCUCUCCGGGGAGCUCUGCCAGGGCCUGUCCCUGCCCCAGUGGCGGCUGCGCUGGGUCCAGGCCCAAGGCGCCCUGCAGCAACUGUGCAGAUGAAAAGGGGGCUCAAACAACUCAAGAGCUUCCUGUUUGUUCACCCCACCAAAGGCCUUUGGAAGAGAGCAUCAUCCAGAUGUGUCAACCCACCGUCUCUACCCACUUGCUGGCCCCCUCACAGCCUGUUCCGUUCCCCUCAAUUGCCUUACACCUGUCUCUUCAUCCCAUUAAAACCAAGGCAGCAAGCUACUCUGGACCCCACCCUAGGUCCCCCUGAAACUGCCCUCAUCACCUUCACCCUUAGCAAAAUGUCAUUGAGCACCUGUCCUAAACACUGAGGAUCUAGCACCGAACAAAAUGGACAAAAGUUCCAGACUUCAGGAAGCUGUUGUUAUAGGACAGGGAGAUGGAUCCCUGACAAGUUAAGUGAGCAAAAUGUUUAGUAUGUUGGAAGAUAGCUGCUCUGGAGAAAAAUAAAGCAAGCUGUAAGAGGCGCAACUUUAGAUAGAAGGUCGCACACACUCUGUAAAGGUAAUGAGAGGGAAGCACGUGGGUGCCCAAGGAGGGCUUGU
Molecule: messenger RNA, 2681 nt
Organism: Hyaena hyaena (striped hyena)
Lineage: Eukaryota; Metazoa; Chordata; Mammalia; Carnivora; Hyaenidae
Gene: HAUS5
Product: HAUS augmin like complex subunit 5
Exons: 16
Coding region: 568-2169 (533 amino acids)
Biological process (GO): spindle assembly; centrosome cycle
Cellular component (GO): centrosome; HAUS complex
Source: RefSeq, a predicted model, not a curated record